UGAAGAACAGCCAUCUUUAACAACCAUACUACCAAAAACCGCGACGUAUGUCGUCAAUACGGAUCAGCAGUUGCUUCGGCCGAACAUUAACACCGUUUCUCUAUCCGCCUCUCGAAUCAGCACUUUCGUGCACUACGCGACUACGGUCCCUCCGUAGGAUACAUCCAAUCUCGAAAAGAUGCAUGCACGAUAACGCGCAAUCCGAGAAUCAGAACAAUGCGGAACCAGAUGCAAAAUAUUCUCAAUUAGACCCCACGCCGGACGAUUAUGCAUUGACCCCAUUCGCCGACCGAUGUAUCCUCACCAUUGAAGCUGGCUCUGGAGGCCAUGGUUGUGUAUCUUUUGUUCGAGAAAAGUACAUCGAAGAGGGCCCACCUAAUGGAGGCGACGGUGGCAGCGGAGGCAAUGUGUAUAUCCAAGCGGUUCGAGGGGAGACAUCUCUUCACAAGCUUGCUCGUAGAAGACUCAUGAAGGCUGGAAGAGGCCGAAAUGGUCAGGGCAAGAUGAGAGGCGGCGAGAGGGGCGCUGAUGUGCUCAUCACGGUGCCUGUUGGGACCAUCGUUCGAGAAAUCCAACGCCACGAUCCUUUCGAAACGGCGGAGAGAGAACACGAAGAGGCAGAAAGAACUGGUCAGAUGGACCUUCCCGGUGAGGAAGGAGGGAAGGGGAGCUACAGGAAAGACAAAUGGCUUGUCUUUCCGGGUACAGUUCCUACUGAGCUGAAUAGGAUGGUCUUCCCUCGCCUACCACCACCUCGUCGAUCGCACCUUGCAGCGCUUCAACCUGAAGCUCCAAUGUGGCUAGACCUGGACAAACAUAUGGAAACACCUAUGCUAAUCGCUGCUGGUUCCAUGGGCGGUCUUGGAAACCCACACUUCGUAACAUCGAAUCAUUCGAGACCAAAGAUGGCCACGAGAGGCGAUGAAGGAAUGAAAAUCUCAUUGCAGCUAGAGCUCAAGCUUCUGGCUGAUCUCGGAUUGGUUGGCCUCCCAAACGUUGGAAAGAGCACACUACUUCGAGCCCUCAGCAACAGCCGAGCUCGCAUCGGAAAUUGGGCUUUCACAACACUUCAACCAAACGUGGGUACGGUAGUUCUAGAUAACCACAAAGGCCGUCCUGCAGUCUUGAGACGAGGAACAGACGGCGAACUGCGAGAGAACUUUACCAUAGCAGAUGUCCCAGGACUGAUUGAAGACGCACAUCUCGACAGGGGACUUGGUUUAGGCUUCCUACGGCACGUAGAACGAGCUGCAGUAUUGGCUUUUGUCAUCGACCUCUCCGCAGGGGAUGCAGUGGCUGCGCUGAAGCUACUCUGGAAGGAGGUUUCGGAGUACGAAGCUCUGAGAGAGCGAGAGCUCAAUGCAGAUACGGAACGCCGCAUGGUUACGUAUCGUCCUGCUAACAGUGAGACGCGACGGAAGGGCACAUCGGAGAGGCUCGAAUCCCCUGUGAUGAACCCUUCAAUUGAAGAGCUUCCCUAUCUGACAUCGACCGACAUCUCAUCGAAGCCUUGGUUCGUUGUCGCAACAAAAGCAGAUCUCCCAGGUACACAGGCAGUGUACCAAGAUUUGCAGAUGUACAUUCGCCAGAUUAAUAAUGGCGAACAACCGCAUCCUAGUGGUCGAAAGAAUGCGUGGAAGCGCAAUGUUCAGUCGAUUCCAGUCAGUGCAAUCAAAGCAGAGGGUGUUGAAAUACUUCCUCAGCUUGUGAUGGACUUGCUCGACGAAUGAUUUAUUCAAGCGAUUAGAUAUCAUAUACAGGAGCUACCAUCCGGCACACCAAUCGCACAGUAAUCUCCAAUCAAUGCGUACAUUUCAGCACAUGAGCCAUAUCUUCAUUAUGAUGCCCAAUAUAUGCCGACGAGAUUCAGUCAGGGUGCGACGAUUGCCGCUUAGCAUUGUUUAUAACCACAGCCACCCACCCUUGCAAGAUCCCGCUCAUCGACUGCAUAUCAGCGUUUCAUGCAGCAGUGCUUAUUUAUAAGUGUAAGAAGUACUUUAGAGAUUUCUGAAAGGC
Molecule: messenger RNA, 2016 nt
Organism: Aaosphaeria arxii CBS 175.79
Lineage: Eukaryota; Fungi; Ascomycota; Dothideomycetes; Pleosporales
Product: GTP-binding protein Obg/CgtA
Exons: 1
Coding region: 183-1730 (515 amino acids)
Cellular component (GO): mitochondrion
Molecular function (GO): GTP binding; magnesium ion binding; GTPase activity
Source: RefSeq, a predicted model, not a curated record